Dichomitus squalens LYAD-421 SS1 is the source of this 1302-nucleotide messenger RNA. RefSeq lists its product as uncharacterized. The transcript is spliced from 6 exons. NCBI's taxonomy places the organism in Eukaryota, Fungi, Basidiomycota, Agaricomycetes, Polyporales, Polyporaceae. The coding region runs from base 1 to 1302 and encodes 433 amino acids. The record is from RefSeq and is a predicted model, not a curated record.
AUGGCCUUGAAACCAUGUGAAACGUCCCUGGUGGUCUCAAGCGCACUGGCGGUCGCGAACGUCUUUCGGUUCCUUACUCAUCUUGCAGCAACGCUCCACAGGAUUGCCUUUCCCCAGAAACGCCUACAGUGGGCUGUAGACGGCGAGGCUGUGGACUCCUCAGGGGUCUCUUCCGAUCCUCCUCCCGUCCAAGUGAAUACCCCAGACGCAACCGUCUGUCAAUCCACGAAGCUUACCUGGGAGGACGGCAGCGACUUUACCGGCACUUCCGCCACUUGGGUGGCGAACGUAUCCGCCGGGUCAAAGCUAGUCUUCGAAGUGGAAUUUACCAAUGAAGAACACGUUACCCGUACAGCCUUUUCAGCGAUAUUCACGGUGCUCCCUGGAGAUGAAUCGUGCAUUGAGAAUACGUCCUUAUCGUCAUCUCAUGCAGAGACCGCAACCCCCACUCCCACUCAAAUGAGUCCUGCCGAGCCCUCCAAGACCAUCGACAUUACUACUCGUGUCAAGAUCUCUGGCACGUCACAGCCGACGGUAACGGUUUCGACACUGCUCUCUAGUCCAACUUUGAGUCCACACUCAUCCAGCGAGAACCCGACGGAGUCGUUAGACCCGAGCUCCAUCAGCUCAACCCUCACGGGUCCCUCCGGCUCUUUUAUGUCCAGCGCCAUCAGCUCAGUUCAGUCCAAUGCCAGCCAGCCCAGCACAAGCCGCGCGAGCUCAGCGACUGUCUCUCCCAGCGCACCGUCCACCGGCCUAGAAAACCAAGGUACCGCCAGAUCUCUCACCGCAGGAGCCAUCGCAGGGAUCGCGACCGGGAUUCUUGUCGUCGCCGCCAUCAUCUGUCUCGUCUUAGCAAGGCUUCUCGUGAGACGACGUCUCGGAUUGCCAUCCCUGAGGCCUCUGCAGGCGAGGAGCUAUGAAGAGAUCUCGGAAGUGGGGUCGGGCCCCCGCACAGUACUGUUCAUCAGUCGUCCUGACUCCAACGGAAGUCGCCCCCAGGAAGAUAGUGUCCUCGGAAACACAAGGACGCCUACCCAAGAAGGGCCACCCUCUGCGUCGCCUUUAGCGCUGCGCGCGAGACCGCAGAGCGCAUACCCUACUAGGCUCAAAUUGGCCGAGGGCCGCUCGCGCGCACCCCGCCAUGCAAGCGUUCCUGUGCUGGGUCUUGUACCUAAUACGGAGUCUGCAAGCGUCCUUUCCAGGGAGAGGCGGUUUUCGAGUAGUUAUACAGAUAGUCUCUUUGACAAUCGGACUGAGGGGGGAUUCACGGCGCCACCGCCCUAUAGUCAGAUCGACUAG